Phlebotomus papatasi is the source of this 1567-nucleotide messenger RNA. RefSeq names its product Golgi reassembly-stacking protein 2 (gene Grasp65). The record is from RefSeq and is a predicted model, not a curated record. The transcript has 3 exons. Gene Ontology annotation, biological process: Golgi organization. Gene Ontology annotation, molecular function: protein binding. Bases 123 to 1415 code for a protein of 430 amino acids. Gene Ontology annotation, cellular component: Golgi apparatus. NCBI's taxonomy places the organism in Eukaryota, Metazoa, Arthropoda, Insecta, Diptera, Psychodidae.
GUCAAAAAGUUCGCCACUGGAAAUCACAAUAAACUUCCAGAGUAAAAGUGGACGUGCCACGUAAAUUUCUCAAUUUCUCUGUGAAAUCCGUGAAAUAUUGAAGUGCUAGAAGCACAAUUACAAUGGGAGUAUCACAUAGUGUUAAUGUGCCGGGUGGAGGAACUGAAGGAUAUCAUGUUUUGCGGGUCCAGAGCAACUCCCCCGGCGAAAGAGCUGGCCUAGAGGCCUUCUUUGACUUCAUUGUGGCCAUUGGCAACACCAGACUGGACCAGGAUAAUGACACACUGAAGGAAUUGCUAAAAAUCAACGUUGAAAAGGAGAUCAAGAUGAUUGUGUACAGCAGCAAAUCCCAAACGGUCCGGGAAGUGAGCAUAACACCGAGCGCUAAGUGGGGCGGAACGGGACUUCUGGGAGUUAGCAUCAGAUUCUGCUCCUUCGAGGGAGUCAACGAGAACGUCUGGCAUAUUCUCGAAGUUCAUCCAUCGUCUCCUGCCGAGGAGGCUGGUUUGAGAUCAUUCUCUGACUACAUAAUUGGUGCUGAUUCUGUUCUGCACGAGAGUGAGGACCUAUUCACGCUGAUUGAGUCUCACGAAGGGCGCCCACUGAAGAUGUAUGUGUACAACACUGAAGAUGAUGCCUGUCGAGAGGUCACCAUAAAGCCCAAUACGAAAUGGGGUGGUGAGGGUAGUCUGGGUUGUGGAAUUGGUUAUGGAUAUUUACAUAGAAUCCCGGUGAGAAUGCUUCCGGAAGAGAAGAAACCGUUGUUCAGAAUGCCAAUUAAGGCGGAGACUGUGGCGAGUGUCGUGACAACGGACACACCACCAUUGAUUGCUGCAUCAUUUGCACCGAGUAGCACGGAACCGACAAUUCCCUUCGUGCCGCCACUCACAAAUACAUUCCCCAAUGUGAGUGGGCCCCAAAAUGGCGAGACGGCUGCUACUACGACGGGUGUUACGGGUGUUAGUUUAGCGGCACCGGUGAGUUUAUUUGGGAAUACUUUUGCCCCAACUGUGGCCACCAGUGCGAUACCAGGCGUCAUAAAUACGAAUCAACUCUUUAGUGGGGUUAGCACUACGGCGGAUCCAUUUGCCAGUGUCUCUAGUACGGUGCCCCCACCAGUACCCAUGUUCUCUCCACAGCAGAUACCCGCACCAGCGCCUAUCCCUCACAUCCCGGCCUUCAGCCACACCGCCUACACUCCUCCCACGCCACAUUCAUACCCCCUUAUGGAGGCUCAGCCACCGCCUCCCCUUCAAACAGUCUCAACGUACCCCCAAGUUGGCGGUCAGGCACUCACGACACCCAUUGCGCUGCCAGGAAUGCCUCCGAUCACCGUGAGUGCCACGAUUCCGCCGCAGGCACUGCUCACGUCUUUCUCAGCUGCCGCGACGCCACUCACGCCGCCGCAAAACUGAGCUGGCUGACAAUGAACAAAACGGAAUGGUUCAAGGAACCGCCCGUGACACUGCUGGUGAAAGCAACAACGCAAUUUUGAAUUGUAUUCAAUGUGCAACACUAACGAUGUAUUAACAUUAGGCAAAAAUAAAAUACAAAGCUCCAUCUUUAA